AUGCAUCGCUGGUUCUUUGCCAACGAGCGGGAAGAAUGCGUUCUCAAGCCACCCAAGGAGGAUGCAAAUGCGGAGCUCAAAGAGGCGCCCAAGAUCGAGGAGAAGGAGCCGAUCUACAUGGAUUGGCCAUUCUGUGUGAUGGUGCGAAGACCGUUGCAAGGCAACGAGGUGGCUGCGAUCAGUGGCAACUGCGAUGAGUUGGGCAACUGGGAUCCGAAGCGCUUCAUUGAGAUGGACCGAAGUGCCAAGUACAUGGAUGAUGGCUACGAGACGCAUAAGUUUACCUUAACUCUGCGCAUUCCACGUCACAUCGAUGUCGAGUAUCGAUAUUUGAUUGUAGCCGUCGAUGCCAUGCGAGACGUGAGCAUGGUGCGUUUCUGGGAGGUUCACAAUGUGCCACGUAUCAUACGCACUUGCCACAAUCUGUUGAAGAACUGCGACUACUUUGGUCAGCAGUAUGUGGAGGGCGAUCAGCAUCAAGUGAAUCGCGGCUGGGCAACCGAUGAAACUUACGUUCAAUUCAAGAUCUUCAAUGCUCCGUUUAUUUGGGGGAAGCAGAAGCCACGCGUGUUGCACGUUUACUUGCAACCGAUGUACGAACUGGAGCCAGCGCUGUGUGCAUUGGAAACUGCACAAAAUGUGCGAUUGACGACCGAAAGUAUCUUUCAUCGUAAUCCUUCGCUUGAAACGCUGCAAAAUACUCAAUUAGCUCACACUGAGGUUGUGAAUUUGCGUUACUCGGUCAAGUUGCACUUUCAGGCAUCGAGUGGCGCGCGUUGUGGCUGCGAUGAUAUGCAACUGUUUCACUGCUCAGUUUAUAACUUUGAGCAGACUUUUUACCGCCUCGAUCUCUAUACUUUUGCCUAUAAAUCUGGCUACGAUGAGCCACCUUAUCACUAUGGUUAUGGCUUCAUUUUCCGUCACCAGCUGCUCAACUCUGAAGGUUCCUUACGCAUCAAAUUCAACUGCGCUUCAACGCAUCGUCCGCUGAUCGAGCUGAAUGUCAAAUAUUUGAUCAUCAGAGCUCUGCCCAACAUCAAGUGCAAUCUGCGUGUUUCAUAUGCUCGUUAUUGGCGACAUGGACAUGAGGUUUUAGAGAUCGGACAUCGAGGCACUGGGCCAACUUAUCGCGUGGAUGAUCAUGUGUAUCGCGAAAACACUUUGUUGGCCUUUCGACGCGCCUUUCACAAUCGCGCUGAUAUGAUUGAGUUUGAUGUCAUGUUAACGAAGGAUGCUCAGGUGAUUGUUAAUCAUGAUUUUGUACUCAAGUUUGCUCAGAGCUGCGAAGCACUUCUCGACAAAACGUUGGACAACACGGAUGUCUUUGUUUUUCCAAGUGAAUCUUUGAAUCGCUUAAAGUUACUCGCUAUGGGCGCUGUGAAGCAUAACGAUCAUCUUUUGCUGCCCAUUCAAGCGUUGAAUUACGAGGAUUUGCUGCUCGCUCAGGCGAUGCGUUAUGCCGGCAAUGAAGGCUGCAAUCUCAAUUGUGAUGCUUAUCUGCAGUCGCAGAAACCUUUUCUGCUGCUCAGCGAAUUGUUUGAUGUGGAGACUUCGGCACUGCCCGAGAAACUCGGUUUUCUCAUUGAGAUCAAGUGGCCGCAACGAGAUAACAGCGGACGUUGGGAGGUGAAUAGUUGCAAGCCAAGUUUCGAUCGCAACUUUUAUGUGGACACCAUUUUGGAGCUGGUCUUUAGAUUGGCUGGCAAACGUCGCAUUUUCUUUAGCAGCUUUGAUGCAGAUAUUUGCUUGAUGGUGCGCUUCAAACAGAAUCUUUAUCCGGUUCUAUUGCAAGUCCUCGAUCAUGAGAAUCCUGUUCAAUUUCUCGAUCAACGUGUCAGUGUACUGGACAAUGCUUUGUUCUUCUCCCACAACUUAGAGCUGUUUGGCUUGAGUGUGCCAACGAAUGUUGUGCUGAGUAAACCGCUGACAGUUGGCCAAAUACGCGAGUUUCGUUUACAGGUUUUGAUUUGGGGUUCGCACAAUAAUGACAUCGCUGUGCGGGAUAAACUGAAGCGUUGGGGCGCCACUGGCGUUAUUUACGAUCGCAUCGAUCAGCCCAAUCAGAAAGGCGAGCAGAUGCAGGGCGUGGUCUGCUGCAUCGACUCGGAGGCCACAAGGCCCACCAUCAUAUCCAUGGAGUACAUGGAGAAGAUCAACAAGUGUCGCAAGCCAUUUUGA
Molecule: messenger RNA, 2178 nt
Organism: Drosophila nasuta
Lineage: Eukaryota; Metazoa; Arthropoda; Insecta; Diptera; Drosophilidae
Product: glycerophosphocholine phosphodiesterase GPCPD1
Exons: 1
Coding region: 1-2178 (725 amino acids)
Biological process (GO): glycerophospholipid catabolic process
Molecular function (GO): glycerophosphocholine phosphodiesterase activity; starch binding
Source: RefSeq, a predicted model, not a curated record